GCGACAGCCGACCCACCGGCCGAACGUACCUAACGAUCGAACAUUAGAUGACCCUAAGUUAUCCUAUUUAAUUCCUUACUUAAGUUGUAAUAGCUAAAAAUAAAGAUCUUGAUCAACGUAGGUAGCCUAAGAUCUAGGUAGACUAUGUAUUAGGUUUAAGAUGUAACUUACUUUAAUACUCGAUCGAAGCAUUCAUUGAAAAUAAGCCUUACGAACCUUCCCAUAUCCCUGCCAUAAUAGAAAUGAGCGCGAUCUUGCCUACAGCUCGUCUAUAUUUACGUGCUAGAGCGAGAGAAAGUGUGUGAGCCAGACAGGUAAACGCAUGGUAAAUUUCUCUCCAAAAUAAAUUGGGGAAAAACUUUGACCCUCGUACCUACUUCGAGCCUAGAUCUGCGGCUGAAAGUACAUACGAGUGUCAUUGUGGAAAAAGGUAAUGGUUAUGACUUAGGUAAGAUCUAAGCUCUCACACUUCUCCUCGAACCGCAGGAUGAGAUAAUUUGCCUAGCACAUUAUCAUUUUGGAUAGAUCUAGCUCAUUAAUCUAGACUUUGUAGCUAAACCGUAAUCAUGCACUUGCUUGAACUAUUGCAAGCGUAUAGAGCGUGUCUAGAUACACCUAAAAACAUAUGGUUAUAUAGCCGCACGACUUAGCCUGAAGUAGGAAACCUAGAUUAAAAUCUAAUCAAAGUACAAACGUAAUCGAAGCUCGUGCAUUUUUACGAAAUAAUAUUAGCCAAUCACAGCGCUCGAGUCCACCGCGAUAGUUACUGUGACAAGGGUUUAACAGCUCGACUCACAAGGUCUUACCAUAACGAGAGCCGCGAUUAUACGCUACUUUGACCUGUGAUUGGCUAAAACUGUGCGUGGCGAUCAUAUAAAAGCCCAUACAUUUAGAAAAUUUGCAUCAGUUUACCAGCAAUCAGUUUACCAGUUUAUCAGUUAAGUGAACCAGAUCAGAACCAAGAUCCAGUUAAAAUUGUGAACGGACCUAGAGCCAGAACGCGAAUAAAAGUGUAAUUUUGAUCCAAAUUGUGAACCUGAACUUAAAUAGAGAUAUAUAUUUUCCGAACGAUCUGUUUUCUUUACAUAGCUUACAAACUUAAUUGAGUUAUCGAAGACGCUCCUGUGGAUGUGACCGCAUCGACCACAGUCUUUGGUCCUUCGCGAAGCCGAAUUUUAAAUUGUGAUCCGUAGACCGCCGUUUUGAAAUAAUACGAACAGUCAGUAGUGCAGUGUAUUUUUAGUCGUAAAUUCAGUGUACGAAAAUUAUGUCAAAAUGGGCGUGACGAUCCGGUCCCCGAGCGGCGACCGACGAGCUGAGAUGGAACGCCAACAGCUUGAACGACACCGCGAAGCUCAAGCUAGAGCUUCAGCGGCUCGCGACGCGGCCAGCGGAGGCGCCGCGUACGCCGAGCAGGCCUGCCCGACCGGCGAACGAGAGGCCACGCCCCAAUCGGUGGCGCUGAAUCCGAAGACACCGAGGAGGACUACAGAGAGGUUAGUCCAAGGCCGUGAACCUGGCCCAUCGGUACCGCUCCCUGACCCCGGAGUGGCUUCACCCGCGCGCGCGGACAUGACCUUGAACCACGAACCCCGCGCAGCGCCUUCGAUCUCCGCUUUAGUACGACACGAAUGCCAUCGAUCCUCAAGAGCAUCCGUGACGUCCCGCGCAUCCAUGGUGGAACUGCGGAGACGAAUGGCCCAGCAAGAAUCUCAAAGAAAGCUUCUCGAGAUUUCUCGCCGUGAAAUAGAAAUAGAUCGCGAGCUUAUGGAGAUCGACCAUCAAAUCAAGAUGAAUCGACUUGAAAUUGAAAAAAGUGAAUCUAGAUCCAGUGCAUCUAACAAGUCUAUAGAUAAAAUUAAUGAUUGGUUAGAAGAAAACUUUAUUAUCAGUGAUAAUGAUAAGGACGGCGCGGGGCCCCGCUCCGCCCGCUAUUCCCCGCCGCGUUCGCCUUGCCGCAUCGCGCCUGCGCAGUGCGCGCAGCCCGCGCGCGCGCCGCCGAUCGAGCCACGCCCUCAGGCGCCGCCAUUCCAGUCCGUUCCCCGCAGUCGACGCGUGCACACGCCGCUCGCGCCGCCGCCUGCUGUUCGCGAAUAUACGUCGGAACCUAAACAACAUGAAGUGUGUGGAAAAAGUCAGUGCGCUACGUAUUGCAGGUGUGGUUCGCGCGAGCAAUCAAGUGCAAGUCUAGAACAAGUUAUGUCGCAACUGGUGGCACUGAACAGCAGACCGACAACGAAACAAUUAUACGAUCUACCGAUAUUUACCGGCAUUCCAAAACGCCUGUCUCCUCACGUGCGAUCGCGCUGGUGCCAGUAUGCGGAAGAAAAGCUCGAGAAGGCCGAGAGCGAACUCUCGCUCAUGGUCAACUUCCUGCUCGACAUCAGUGAUAAGGAACUGCAGUACAGUCAUGCGCGCGGAGCCUCCACUCGUCACAGCGCGCCGCCGCCUGCCCAUGAUGACAGGCGCGGAGCCCGGCGCGCCCCAGCAUCUAACCCUCUGGCAGCCGGUGGAGUGAUCCGCAAGUUCCCGAGUCGUGUGCAAACGUUUACCACAGACAAGUCAGAACCUUGUCUGUGCUGUGGUGGCGUGCACACGACUACAAGUUGUAAACGUCUACUUGAUAUGAGUGUCACGGCUCGGUGGGACUGGGCAAAACAUAAUAAAAUCUGUUUUAAAUGCCUCGAUAGGAAACACAGGCGUGGCAGCUGCCAAGCAGGUCUAUGCGGAGUGCAAGGAUGCCAGCACCCGCAUCACCGAUUGCUACAUGAUCAACCUGAACUCCUACGAAGGGAAUCACUCCUACGAAGGGAACUACAGCCUCCAGUGACGCCCGCCAGUCAGCCCAUCGAGCCCGAGCGCGCACAGAACACCUUCAUGACGACAGAACGAGAGCGGACACCACCGGUGCCAGCGCGCCACUUCGUGCUAAACACCGAGCAUCUGGAACCAUCGGAUGUACUGCUCAAGGUAAUACCUAUAAUGUUAUAUGGGCCCGCAGGAGAGAUCAAAUGCUAUGCACUUUGCGACGACGGAUCUACCAUUAGUCUGUGCGAAGACUCUAUAGCCGAAGCUGUGGGUGCCGAGGGUGUUGACAUGCCUUUACACAUCAAUGGGAUUGGGCCCAUGUCGACUGUCGAACCCAGCCGACGUGUGACGGUGCAGAUACGCGGAUUGACCGGAGAGAAUACACACCUAGUAAGACUUAGAACUAUUAAGAACCUAGGCAUUAAUUCUCAAAGAGUACCUAAAUCACUGAUCAAACGGUAA
Molecule: messenger RNA, 3270 nt
Organism: Leguminivora glycinivorella
Lineage: Eukaryota; Metazoa; Arthropoda; Insecta; Lepidoptera; Tortricidae
Exons: 2
Coding region: 1276-3270 (664 amino acids)
Source: RefSeq, a predicted model, not a curated record